Messenger RNA from Lindgomyces ingoldianus, 267 nucleotides. RefSeq names its product ankyrin. The annotation marks the transcript as partial. The transcript has a single exon. Lineage: Eukaryota; Fungi; Ascomycota; Dothideomycetes; Pleosporales; Lindgomycetaceae. Gene Ontology annotation, molecular function: protein binding. The record is from RefSeq and is a predicted model, not a curated record. Gene Ontology annotation, cellular component: cytoplasm; nucleus.
ACGCCUCUCUCUUGGGCGGCAGAGAAGGGGUACGAGGCCGUGGUUAGGCUGCUGCUUGCGAAGGACGGUGUCGACACAGGCUCUAGGGAUAGUAUAUUUGGACGGACACCGCUGCUGUGGGCAGCAGAGAAAGGGCACGAGGCGGUGGUGAGACUGCUGCUUGCGAAGGACGGUAUCGACGCAGACUCGAGAGAUACUAUAAGUGGGCGAACGCCGCUGUCGUGGGCAGCCCAGGGUGGGCACGAGGCAGUGGUCAAGCUGUUGCUU